UCGUUGCUUUGUAUUUACAGGCUGCAUCACAAUAGUUUUGUUAUUGCUGAUCGUUAUGAUCGGAUUGGAAUGGGAAGCGAAAGCGCAAAUUGGUUUGUUAGUCAUUUUACUAUUGGCCAUUGCUGAUUUUGUCAUCGGCACUUUCAUUGGACCUAAGGACGACGAGGAAAGGGCUAAAGGAUUCAUAGGAUAUAAUGCUAAUUUGCUGGAGGAGAACUUUUCACCGGAUUACAGAUACAGCGAGGGGGUGGAACACAAUUUCUUUUCAGUGUUGGCCAUUUUUUUCCCAGCAGCCACGGGCAUCCUGGCAGGUGCGAAUAUAUCCGGCGACUUGAAGGUGAUUUAGUCCUUCGGCCAAUAAGGAAUUCGGCUUACU
Ceratina calcarata is the source of this 376-nucleotide messenger RNA. Its product is annotated as bumetanide-sensitive sodium-(potassium)-chloride cotransporter-like. Gene Ontology annotation, cellular component: membrane. Bases 56 to 346 code for a protein of 96 amino acids. The record is from RefSeq and is a predicted model, not a curated record. Gene Ontology annotation, biological process: cell volume homeostasis; chloride ion homeostasis; sodium ion transmembrane transport. The transcript is spliced from 2 exons. Lineage: Eukaryota; Metazoa; Arthropoda; Insecta; Hymenoptera; Apidae. Gene Ontology annotation, molecular function: sodium:potassium:chloride symporter activity.